Chenopodium quinoa (quinoa) is the source of this 1047-nucleotide messenger RNA. Its product is annotated as F-box/FBD/LRR-repeat protein At5g22660-like. Bases 1 to 1047 code for a protein of 348 amino acids. The transcript has a single exon. Gene Ontology annotation, molecular function: protein binding. The record is from RefSeq and is a predicted model, not a curated record. NCBI's taxonomy places the organism in Eukaryota, Viridiplantae, Streptophyta, Magnoliopsida, Caryophyllales, Amaranthaceae.
AUGGCUAGAUUGAGGAUGAUGAACAACAAUGGCGGAGAGGACAGACUGAGUUCUCUUCCCGAUCCCAUUCUCAUCGAUAUUCUCAGCCGUCUCCCUACCAACACCGCGGCUACCACUGCUAUUUUAUCCCCUCGAUGGCAUUAUCUAUGGACACAUAUCACUUCUAUCGACAUCAAUUGCCGCAAAUUCACUACCAGCAUCGAUAAGUUCGCAGAUAUCGACAAAGUCUUCCAAAGGUUAGCGUCUCCCUUAAUCAAUUCUUUUACUCUCCGUGGUUGUGACCGGUCUCGUGGGAGUGAAUGGUUAAGCGAUUUGUCUAAACACGUGAAUUCUUGGCUUCAUCAAAUUUGUGAUAGUAAAGUACAAAAAAUCUGCAUAAAAGUUAUAGAGCGUGAUUUUAAGUUGAUGAACACUGUAACGCCUUCAAUUAUUUUCCAAACUCCUGCGUUGGUUGUACUUGAACUCGUCUCCGAGUUGUCUUGCUUUGUGCCUGAUCAUGCUAUUAAAGAUGAUACAACCACGACCAAUUUCAACCUUCCGAAACUAAAGAAGUUGAGUGUGACCGUGUUGCUGUUUCAUUGUAACUUUUGGGGAAGACUAAUUAAGUCUUGUCCGUCACUUGAAAAUUUGUCCAUGGUUAUUUGUCACAUUCGUCAGCCUAGAAAAAUUAUCGCGGAUAUUAAUAUAUCCGCGAAAAAUUUGGAGCGGUUAAAUUUAGAGUUGAUUGGAUGCAAACUUUUAGCCAAAGUUACAAUUGAUGCACCAAGUUUAAAAUACUUGAGUGUAAGUGACUCAAAUCCAAGUUUGACAUUGUUACCUGAGUCUAAUGUGAUGAUCUUGAACAUCAAUAAAUUUCUUGGAUCAAUUUCUCAUGUGAGCUCCCUUACACUUGAUUUAAUCGCAUUCACCUUUUCGACUCGAUUUUACCCAAAUUUGAGCUAUCUUAGAUUGAAUACACAUUUUACUAACAAUGAGUAUAAGAUGCUCUUGGUAUUGUUUCGAUUAUGUCCAAAUUUGGAAGUACUUGUCUUGAGUAGUACGAGCUGA